AUGCGCGCCGAUAUCUCCGCCCACUCCCUCCGCGCCCUGCACAGAUCGGUGGCGUUCCUCUCCAGGGUCGGAGGGGAGAUCAUGCUCGACGCGCGGGAGGAUGGACGCGAAGGUUCGUUGACGCUGAAGAGCGUGAACGCGAAUCGCUCGGCGUUCGCGCGCGUCAGGGUGCUCGCGCGCGCGUUCGACGCGUUCGAGGUGCGCGGGAAACGGGUGCAGGCGUGUGCGCUGGCGAAACACGUCUUGGCGUCGCUCAGGGCGAGCGCGAGGGCGGAGACGUUGUCGAUCGAACUCGCGGAUGACGACGCGGCGCGAGAAGAGCCGCGAGUGGUCGUUCGAACGACGAGCGCGAAAACUGGGGUGACGCGGACGUACGAGAUGUGCGAGGUGAUCGAUUGCGAACACGUUGACGCGGAGAUGGACGCGGAGGCGAUGCCUGGGAAGUGCGUGAUGCGCGCGCGGGCGUUCGGGGCGCUGUUGCAGCACUUCGCUUCGGCGGCGCAGGAGGACGUGACGAUAACGUUCGGGAUCGAGGGUGAGGUAUGCGUCGAGGUGGACGAGGGUAGGAUUGGGAAUAGUUCAGGGAAUAUCUUGACGUUGUCGAGCUUUGCGACGGCUGGGGCGGGAUUGAGUCAGGCGUUGCAGACGAGCGUGUCCGUGCGAAGAGACGACGAAUCAAUUUUGUUCUAUAGGAACACCGCCGGAUCGAAGAUCGAGGUGACGGUGAAUUUGAAGGAUUUGCGAGGCGUGGUGCAGCUGUGUGAAGCGUCUGAUGUGGAUUUGGCGAUUUAUUGCGCCCAGGCCGGGGCACCGGUGAUCGCGAAGCCGACGGCGGAUUACAAGCUUUUCCAUCAACACGGAGAGUCGCAGCAGGCCGCGGCGCCGAGCGUCGACUUCGAGGCCGAGCUCGUGUUGGCGACCGUUUUACCACCGGAGAUUGCGAACGACGCGUCGACGCAAAGCGAGCGGGCAGAACCGUCGGCACCGAGCGCGGCGCAGCUUCCGAACGUGCCGAUCGGCAGUCAACCGUGGUCCGCGGUGCCUGACACCGAAGAUGGAUCGCAACGAGAGAUAGGCGGCGCGGACGAAGUCGGUGCCUUACCGCGACCGUGGGGCCAAAACGCGUCGACGAUCGCGAACGUGUCCGCGGACGAAGACUGGCACGCGACGAAUGUUGACGAUUUCGUCGAGGCCACACCUCCGGAGAAACGACGACGAUCGUGA
Molecule: messenger RNA, 1224 nt
Organism: Ostreococcus tauri
Lineage: Eukaryota; Viridiplantae; Chlorophyta; Mamiellophyceae; Mamiellales; Bathycoccaceae
Product: Rad9
Exons: 1
Coding region: 1-1224 (407 amino acids)
Biological process (GO): DNA repair; DNA replication checkpoint signaling; mitotic intra-S DNA damage checkpoint signaling
Cellular component (GO): checkpoint clamp complex
Source: RefSeq, a predicted model, not a curated record